Molecule: messenger RNA, 7931 nt
Organism: Austrofundulus limnaeus
Lineage: Eukaryota; Metazoa; Chordata; Actinopteri; Cyprinodontiformes; Rivulidae
Gene: ano8b
Product: anoctamin 8b
Exons: 19
Coding region: 289-3762 (1157 amino acids)
Biological process (GO): chloride transmembrane transport
Cellular component (GO): plasma membrane
Molecular function (GO): chloride channel activity
Source: RefSeq, a predicted model, not a curated record
GUGUGUGUGUGUGUGUGUGUGUGUGUGUGUGUGUGUGUUCUUUGUCCCUCCUCCAGCCGUCGGAGGAGCUCUCUCUCCAUCUAGCCGUGCAUCCUGCUCCGGAGCACCGCCUGGAUGAUCCGCCGCCGCACCGACAACAACCUUCACUUCUCUUUCAUUCUGAUUUAACCCUUCCUUCCGCCCCGAGACACCCAUGCUUUGCCCUCCCUCUGAGAUGCGACACCUCUGCACAGUUUCCCGGAGAAUACGUUCAUCUUGUGUCGCUCCUCCUCGCUGAUACAGAGCAGCAUGCCCGACUCGGGGACGGCAGCAGCGGCGGGCGCUGCAGCCGCGGCGGCGGCCGCCUCCUCCUCCGGCGACGGCUCAGACAGCGCCCGGCACCGACACCGACCGCAGCAGGGAGAGGCGGAGAGGCCGGAGCCGGGCGCUGGCCCGCAGCAGAGCUCCUCUGGAGUCCUGGAUAAGCUGUUUGGAAAGCGGCUGCUGCAGGCUGGGAGACACUUCAUGUCUCAUAAGUCUUGGAUGAAAACGGUGCCCACAGAGAACUGUGAUGUCCUCAUGACAUUUGCAGACACUACGGAUGACCACACGUUAUUAUGGUUACUGAACCACAUACGGCUGGGAAUCCCGGAGCUYAUUAUUCAAAUCCGACAUCAUAAGCACACCGGAGUCUACGCGUUCUUCGUCACAGCUACGUACGAAAAUUUGCUGCGAGGAGCCGAGGAAAUGGGACUGAGGAAGGCGGUGAAGCCCGAGUUUGGUGGAGGAACACGGAGCUUCUCCUGCGAGGAAGACUACAUCUACGAGAACAUCGAGAGCGAGCUGUGCUUCUUCACUUCGCAGGAGAGGCAGAGCAUCAUCAAAUACUGGCUGGACAAUCUACGUGCCAAACAGGGGGAGGUUCUUCACAACGUCAACUUCCUGGAAGGCCAGCCAAUCAUUUCCGAGUUGAAAGCCAGAGGUGUGAUCCAGCAGAUAUUUCCUCUUCAUGAGCAGAGGAUCCUGGGUCAGCUGAUGAAGUCGUGGGUCCAGGCUGUUUGUGAGAAGCAGCCUUUAGACGAUAUAUGUGACUACUUCGGGGUGAAGAUCGCCAUGUAUUUUGCCUGGCUGGGUUUCUACACCACCUCUAUGUUGUAUCCUGCUGUGAUCGGCUUUGUGCUCUGGAUGCUCACCGAGUCCGAUCAGACGAGCCGUGACAUCUGCUGCGUGGUAUUUGCACUGUUCAACGUGGUUUGGGCCACUCUUUUCCUGGAGCGCUGGAAGAGGAGGGGAGCCGAGCUGGCGUACAAGUGGGGGACGCUGGACACACCCGCCGAGUCCCUGGAGGAGCCACGACCGCAGUUCCGGGGAGUCAAGCGCUGCAGUCCGAUAACGGGACGCGAGGAGUUCUACUAUCCUCCGUGGCGACGGCGUGUUUUCAGGUGGCUGGUCAGCCUGCCCAUCUGCAUCCUGUGUCUCUGCUUUGUCUUCCUGGUCAUGCUCAUCUGCUUCGAGCUGCAGGAGUUUGUGAUGGGGAUCAAGGAAAUGCCUCGGCUYGCUCGCUUCAUCCCCAAAAUCAUGCUCGCCAUCACUGUGACUGCAUGUGACGAGGUGUACAGGAAGAUCGCCUGCUGGCUCAACGACAUGGAAAACUACAGACUCCAGAGUGCCUAUGAGAAAAAUCUCAUCAUCAAAAUGGUUCUUUUUCAGUUUGUAAAUUCUUAUCUCAGCCUUUUUUACAUCGGAUUCUACCUCAAAGACAUGGAGCGCCUGAAGGAGAUGCUGGCCACUCUUCUCAUCAUCCGUCAGUUCCUUCAGAACGUGAAGGAGGUGCUGCAGCCSUACCUGUACGAGCGCCACAAGCUGGGGGAGCUCACGCUGCGGGCCGUGUGGGACCUGCUGCUCUCGGUGCUGCUGAAGUACGCCCGGCUGGCAGCUGGAAAGGCCCAGGCCUCUCCCGCCGACCAGACCCUGCCAGGACCCGGACUGAGGGGCUCCAGGCUCGGAGCGGGGCCGGCGGAUCAAAGGGAGAAGAAGUGUUUGAACGGUGGCUGUGGAGUGCCUGACGAGGAGGAGGGAGGCGAGCGGGACGAGGCCGACAGCGGGAGGUUCAGUGAGGGAGAAACCGAAGAGGAGAGCGUGAUCGACUGCGGCUUGAAGCUGAGGAAAGUCAGCUUCAUAGAGAAGGUGGACAGAAGGCCAGUCUGCGGUGGAGCCCCCAUGGAACACAGCUUCCUGGAAGAAGGGAGCCCCACCAUGGUGGAGAAAGGAAUGGACCCUGCCUCCGUCUUUGAAAUGUGCGAUGACGAAGACGAUAAUGGAAUCCAUGAUGUAAAGGAGUUGGGAGGGGGCGGAGCGGAGGGAAUUAACGCCGCUGCCGCUGCCGCUGCUGCCGGCGAYGGCGCUGCCUCGCUGCCCUCUGGCUCUGAGAGCAGCACAGCGCUGCGACACAGAAGAAGAGGCCAGAGCGCGGAGAGGACCGAGGCUAAAGCAAAGAGGGGCUCGUGGAUGGAUCCGCCUGAAGAGACGGAGAGCACCACGCUGACUCAGGCCGAGCUGGAGAGCUGCAUGCAGACAUACGCUGACACCUUCCAGGACUAUCAGGAGAUGUUCGUCCAGUUUGGCUACGUGGUGCUCUUCUCCUCCGCCUUCCCUCUGGCCGCCAUGUGUGCGCUCAUCAACAACAUCAUCGAGAUCCGCAGCGACGCGUUCAAGCUGUGCACCGGGCUGCAGAGGCCGUUCGGGGUCCGGGUGGAGAGCAUCGGCCAGUGGCAGACUGCGAUGGAAGCCAUGGGCCUGAUUGCCAUCAUAGUGAACUGCUACCUGAUUGGUCAGUGCGGUCAGCUGCAGCGCCUCUUUCCGUGGCUCAGUCCGGAGAUGGCCAUCAUCUCUAUAGUCAUCCUCGAGCACUUUGCGAUCCUCCUGAAGUACAUCAUCCAUGUGGCGAUUCCUGACAUUCCUACGUGGGUCAAAGAGGAGAUGGCUAAACUGGAUUAUCAACGCAGGGAGGCUUUUAAGAAGCACGAGCGGCAGGCGCAGCAGCAUUACCAGCAGCUGCAGAGGAGGAAGAGGGAGGAAGAAGAGAGGCAGCGGCAGGCGGAGCACAUGGCCCGCCGAGAGAGGGAGCGGGACGACGGCAAGGGCGACUCCUCCGGGGACCACCACCACGACAAAAACCACGGGAGCAAGUCCCGUUCCGGCGGCGGCGGAGGAGGGAGCGGCGGCUCGGACAAACCCAAGAGACCCAGCUCGCUGCUGGCGAACAACAACGUGAUGAAGCUGAAGCAGAUCAUCCCGCUGCAGAGCAAGUUCUCCUCGGGUGGCGCCCGCUCCCCGCAGUCGCCCACCGGCAGCGAGCCCAAACUGCCGGGAUUCCUCAGCUUCAAGUUCCUCAAGUCGCCGGAGAACAAGAAGGACGGAGCCGCAGCGGCUUCCUCUGCCGCUGCGGCUGCGGUCACCAGCGCCACAGCGGCAGCUUCGUCGUCAUCUUCACUAUCAGGUAGCAGCUCUCAGGAGCGUUCUCAGUCACCCAGCAAAGCCUUCAAUCCCGGGAAACUGUUUAACUUUGGGAAAUCUGAAGGAGGAGCGUGUGUGAACGGAGCUCCGGGGCCCAGACCUGGAGAUGGUUCUUCAUCAUCAUCAUCAUCAUCAUCACAGAUGUCAGACAGACAAGCCUCCCGAUCCGACCUGAACGGUGUUCCCGACGAGAUCCCUUCACCUCCGAGAGAAGGGUCCGAAAAUGGACACGCGGUAGAUUUGGACCCGGCCAGUUCGAAAAUCUAACCUGUUUGUUUCUGAGUCAGCUGACGAGUCGACGAGCUUACUGUGAGGAAGGGUUCAGUCUGUGCCGUCAUAAACCACGAGGGAGAUGAGAGGAUGUUGAUUUGGUUUGGGGUUUUAGGUUUUUGCGGAAAAACAACAACAAAAAAUAACAUUCUUCAUCAGACAGAUGAGAAACCAUUCCCUCGUUGAGUAAAAACACACACACACACAAAAAUCCUUCCUUGUCUGCAAUACAUAAAGAAAUGCAUGAGCUGCAUUUCUACUAUUUUAAGCCUUUAAAACACAAAGCUGUUUCAUGAUUUCCUUUAGUCAGAAAUUGUAAGCAUCUUGGUGGCCUCUUAGGAAAAAAAAAACAACAAAAAACAGUCCGUCGUGGAAAAUAUGCGUUGAAAUAAAUAAUAGUGGUGUGAAAGAAUAACCGAUUAAACUAAAAAUAACUUUUGUUUUUUUUUCAAGCUAUUACAUCACAAGUGGUCAUUUUAUCUCUUUAUAUUGUGAGAAUUUCUUGGCCUUUUUUUUCUUCAAAUAGAAAAAUUGAAAAGCAAUAUCAGUCAGUGUUUUAAUAACCAAUCAAUCAUGACGAAAAGCCCUCCCUCUCAUUAAUCCUCAUCCCUGAAAACUCACCAGCUUUAGUUGGGAAAGCAGAGGUGAUGCCUGAGCGUUCAGCUUCCCUGACCACAUUUAUCUGAACACAAAGAGUCAAGCUGCCGGCGCCCSGAUUGUUCCUGAGAGAAAAUGGGAAAACACACAAACACACACGGAGAAAAAGCAGUAGCUGAAGGUGAUUUUGAGAAAGUGGAGCAUGGAGGCCUGUUGCGGGCUGUUCUCCAUCCAACCCUGUAGCGUUAGCUUAGCGCCUGUAAACACAGACGGUGCUUCAUUUCACUCACUCCACACAGACUUGGCAAAUGAGUUCGAGAAGAGAAACCUGCACUUAAACCCUGACAUCCUGCAUGGAGACGCAUCCUCCAUUCAGGAAAUAAAAUAAUUUAUUAACACCAGCCUGAUUCAUUAUGUUAUGCAAAAAAAAUUAUUUUUUAAUAUAUAUAUUUCAGUAUUUCCUUUGAGUUUUUCUCCCAGCAGCUGUUUGAUUGUAGAAUAUUCAGAUGGGCUUAUUUUUUUGUAUUAGUUGUUUUGUGAUUGUUUUUCAUUUACGUCUACAUUUUUCAGAUAAUAUGGUUAUCCCAAGAUUUACAGUAUUCUACAAAAGAUAUUAGCAUUUAAUUAUUUCAUAAUAGAAGAGUACAAAAACGGGGGGAAAACAUGUUUUCCUUGCUGAUGCCCGUCACCAGUAACAGUUUGAGUUUUUCAUCUGAAUCUAUGGAGGGCUCAAACUGACAUCAUUAAAAAUAAAAGCAGAAAUACAUAAAUGCCCAAAUAAAUAAAUACGCUUAAAAUGCACUAGCUAAUUUCAAACUGACUUUCAUAUUUAUUUUUCCAGCUUAGUUUCAAGAAAUUAUAUACUUUAAAUUAUACUGUUUUAAUGGACCACCCACUUAAUUUGCAUAAUGAGGCAGAAAUGCAUGAGGUAAAGUUAAAAACAGGAGACAGAAAAUAUUAUUCAAUUACAAUUAGUUUUUGUUCAUAUUUGUUUAUUUUGUCUGGAGGGACUACAGGUGUAAAUUAGCCUAAUGCAUCAAAUGUUUUUACAUUUGUUUUAUUUGUUCAUUGUCCUAAUUAAAUAAAAAUAAACGGAUGAAUAAAAACAGCAUGGAAAUAGAAAGACUUGUGGCAUAAAACAAUUUAAAAAAAUUAAAAAACAUUUUAAGAGACAAAUGCAUGUAAAAGUAAAAUAAACAAAAAAUAUGUUUUUAAAAACAGUAAAACUUAAAGUAUAGAACUUAGCUAAAAUGAAUAUGAAGGUCAGUUAAACUAUAAACAUGAGGUAAAGUUCUUUUUUUCUAUUCAUUUGUGCAUUUUAAGUGUAAUUAUUUCUUUAUUGGUCCAUUUAAAUAUUUCUGUUUUUAUUCAAAAUGAUGUCAGUUUCAGUCCUCCAUAGAUUUCCUGCCCUGUUUGCUAAAUAAUAUAAUCAUAACUUUUUAUUAAUGAUGUCUUUGCUCCAUUUCAUUUAAGCUYGCGUCUUUGUGCACAAAAUCCCACAACAACUUGAUGUUUAUCAGUCUCUGAGGCCCUGUUCACACCUGGUACUAACAUCUGUCCUGAGCUGCAGCUGGAUACCACUAAAUACACGUGAACAUUCUCAACGUAACAKCUUCACUCAGACCACCUUUAGAGGUGGAUAAAUGUGUUUUUCAACCUUCAGACAUGGUAUGGACCCCUUUUUUUGUCUGUUUUGUGGUCCAAACUACAAAGCCUGACGUGUUGAUGUCGACGUGAAGUUAUUGUGUUAAUCUGACUAUUGAAAUAUUUGUUGCAGCACUGUUUAUAAGUGCACGAUUAACCGGUAAUUCGGUAACUGAGAGAUCAGAUCAGUAGCUGGCUUAGGAAUAGAUAUAGCCUCCUGCUACAAGGAUGUAGCAGCAGCUGGUUGUGCAGURGUCUURGUUUUGGCCCUGGGACCACUUGGAACUGCUCCGUCGAGCUCAAGCUGAAUGCACUCGUCUCCCAAAAUCAYUUGACUCAGUUUGACCCACCACUGGGUGGAUCCUGUAGUUAUUCUGGACGUUGUGUCGUUUUUAUAGAAACAUCCGCACAUCUUGUUGCUGACUGUGUGACGCAGCUUCACUUAUCUGCGYACAGAUCAGGAAACUGAUAACUUAUUGCAACAAAUGUUUUUAAACAGCAAGGAUUACACAAGACAGAAAGUUAGUGCGAGGUCUGAAAGAGGCAAUUUUUACCAAAUAAGAUUUAAAAAAAUCGGAACGUGCCAAAAGCUUUUACAUGGUACUUUUAAAUCUGUUGUUUUAUUAAAAGUUGAUGAUGAGACGUUCUAUUUAUUUAUUUACUUACUUAUUUUCACGACUUAAGCCCAUCAUUAUUUCUGCAGAGUCUCCMGACCUAUUCCUUUAACCUUCAACAUGUAAUCAUCAGAGUGCAUCAUGCAGGUCAGGUGUCCCUCUAAAAGGAAGUGCAUUAGAUGACRCACACUCAUCAGGAAAUGUUUUCCGCUGCACUGCACUGUGGUACGAGACAGGAACAUCAGCUAUGCAUUUACACACUUCCACCUCUGACAGGGCAAUAACACUGAGUUGAAGUUGUGAAACAAUAAGUUCAGACUGACAUCGCCACCUGCAGUACCAGCUGCAUCCCUCCUUAAUGUCCAUUAACCGUCCUGGAAUCUCAUUUUAAUGUGAAGGAUUUAAACUGGCCUUUAAGAAAAGUCAUUUAUCCCAUCAGCCACCUGUCAAAAGAAUUCACCAGCUUGAUUUUUAUACCAUCGCCUCUGAUGUGUCAGCCUUUUAUGUUCAGUUUAUUUCAAAGGAGAGUAAAUGUGAUUUAAACAAACGGGCAAAAAUAAAAUUAAUAAUGCAACAGAGGAUAAACGAAACCAUUUUUUCCUGUUAGUAUACAAUGUGAUAAAGAUUGUUUUUGGGUUUGUUGAUUAUAAAUGUAAAACUGAGGAUGCUGAGGUUGAGAGAAAUACAUCGCAGGCAUCGUUAAAGGGAAAAACAUGGCUGAGCUCAGUCUCAUUAAAACCACUUUUUUAUUUGCAGCGUUUCAGGGAUGAAGGACAUCAUGAUGCAGAAGAGUCCAUCUAUCACCGUCUGUAAACUUGUGCAGUGGAAGCACUCUAAAAAUAGGGGCCGAGGGCAAAGGUCGAGGUGUUUGCUGACGCUGCAGUACAGCAGUGAGCAAGUCUAGUCAUACCGUUAUGUGCUGUUAUAUUCUUUAAUCUUCAAAAUACAACAAUUAUAAAUGUCUUUGUACUCAAGGCAGCUGCAAAAUGAAUCUAGAAGACAAAACACCUUUUAAUAAACCCGACUUGAUGAAUCAGAGCUUGAACAGUUUCACGAAAAAACUUCCAUCUUUUAUCUGAAACAGCAGCAUUAUUGUUGUAACAAAAAUCAAACCGCUGAGACGUGAAAUAAAACACCUGGUAUUAUCUUAACUAUUCGUCUAGKGGGGGAAUAAUUGCAGGAGGACUGAAUGUAUCUGGUAAAUGUUUCRUGUUCUGGGUUCUGACUCCACAGCUACAAUAAACCCGAACCUCAAAAUUUAGACGUUUUCAAAGAACAUCAUACGCUCUUCCAAUGUACAAAAAAAAAAAA